UAAUAUAGCGGAAGUAAUCGUGAUAAUUUUCUGAACAAGAAAAUGCUUUUUUCAGGAAUUGCUUUUUUGUUUUUUCCCCUCAAAGAUGAUAAUCUUACUGCUGAUUAUACGUUGUUCUUUUGAUCAAGAGUAAAUAUAACAAACUUGUAAAAAAUCUCAUGUUCCUUAGCUGAUGGUGUAACGUCCUAACUGCAUCGUUAUGAAGCAUGUGAUUGAAAGGGAGAUGCCAGAUUGUGAACAGGACCAUUCAUCAGAACUGACGCUUGAGGGGACUUUUGUGGGAGUUCUGGGGUCAGAGGUGACCACAAAGGCCCCAGGUCCCACCAAGGAGGGUGAAGAGAUUCUGGUGCUGAGCCAAGUGGAGGAAUCAGUUGGGUACUUUUGCCAUAGACUGAAUUAUACAAAGAAGUAUAUUCAGGUGUCUGAUGAAAGUCCUUCAGAUACUGAUACAAACACUGGGCCCUCUGUCUCUCCCCCCUCAAACAGAUGUGAGACUCCUGGUAAAAAAUUCAGCUGUAAACUAUGUGGAGUGGAGUACCGCCGCAAAGCAAACCUGGUGUCUCACAUGCGAAUACACACUGGAGAGACUCCGUACUGCUGUGAACUGUGUGGGAAAGCGUUUCGACGUUCAGACUGGCUUAAAUUGCACUUGAAUGUCCACAUGGGUGAAAAACGACAGAGAGCAAAGCGCUUUGUUUGCGAUCAGUGUGGAGUGAAAUUUGAUUGCUCUGCCGCACUCCAAAGUCAUAUAUGGAAACACAAUGGUGAGAGACCACUAUCAUGCCCGCUCUGUGAGAAGACAUUCUACAGUGUUGUUAAUCUCAGAAGCCACCAAAAUGAUUGUCACUCUGAAGAGAAACAGUUUUCAUGCUUUGUGUGUGGACACAGCUUCGCACGCCUUCAUACGCUGCAGAAACACACACGGAUUCACACUGGAGAGAAACCGUUCUCCUGUUCAGAGUGUGGAAAAAGUUAUCGUUAUAAAUAUUCUUUGUUAUUGCAUAAUAAACUACACUCAGACGAAGGCUGACCUGAAUGAUCGUACAUUGCAUUCUUUCAGUCAGAAAAAUAAAAUAAACUAAAUAGGGUCAGUAAUUUAGGGAGGCUCAGGGCAAAAAUGCCCCAAAACUCAAAAUGUCAAGUCACUAAAUGCAAUUGUAAUUAAUUAUUAUUUUUUUUUUCAUCAGUAACAUCUAAAUUAUUUGUGAGAAUUUGUAUUAGUGAAUCAAUUGAAGUAUUUGAUAUAAAUGGAUGAGACACUUGUUUAUGCUGUAAAUGUUUAGAAAAAAAUAUGUUCUCAUAAGGGUUACAAAUUCCCUGAAAAUCAAUUCAAGGGGGUCAAUAAUGCACUUUAAUAUAAAAGUUAAUUUCUGACUGAAAUUAACACAAAGAAAUUAAAUAACCCUAUAACCCCAUAUGUAUCUGAUUUGAUAUACAAUGUUUGACAGCUCCUGUUUCACUCACUGUUCAAGCUGACGAAUGCCCAAACAAGUGAAAAAAGUGGUUUCAAUGUUUAUAUCGAUCUAUUUAAAAGGGCGGUGGACUUGCACUAAAAGUGACUCUUAUCUUGGGAUAAAUGACAGCGUAGUUUAUUGAAGUAAAAGUGACAGUAAUGAUUAUAUUGCUACUGAUAUUUUAAAAUGAGUAUUUGAUGAAUAUAAGUGACAUGUGCUUGAUUAAAAUGUAGUAUAUUAUUUUAUUGAAAAUCCCAGUUGAAAUCCAUAUGUAUCAAAUAUGAUACAACAGGUUUUGUGGUAUAUCUCUCAAUCACCAUUACAGUCCAACUCUCAAAAAUUUUGUAUCUCUGAAAAGCCCAGGGAGUGAUAAUACCCCAAUAUUUACCAUUGUAGCAUGUAUGGGCUAAGAAAAACGUAAAUAAUAAAUGUCCUACAAAAAUGAAUUGCUGGGCCUCAGGAAAACAAUGACCUUAAAAGCCUAAUAUGUAAAAUAUGAUACGUAAAAAAACAUGUGCUUUGUGUCUAUGGUAUUAAAAACAGUGUAAUGUAAAAAAAAAAAUUAUAAUUAGUUUUCUGAUGUCUUUCAUGUGUCAAUUCAAUGUGGGUUAAUAGUAUCACUUGGGAACUGUUGCUGAGUUAUAGGACACAUUCGUUUGUUUUUAUUCAUUUGUACUCUGUUGGAUAAAUCCAAUUUGUUCUCGAUUUCUCCUGCUGAAAUUUGUGUAA
This is a messenger RNA of Xyrauchen texanus (razorback sucker), 2183 nucleotides long. Its product is annotated as gastrula zinc finger protein XlCGF7.1-like. Gene Ontology annotation, molecular function: RNA polymerase II cis-regulatory region sequence-specific DNA binding; DNA-binding transcription activator activity, RNA polymerase II-specific. Lineage: Eukaryota; Metazoa; Chordata; Actinopteri; Cypriniformes; Catostomidae. Gene Ontology annotation, cellular component: nucleus. The transcript is spliced from 2 exons. Gene Ontology annotation, biological process: regulation of transcription by RNA polymerase II. The record is from RefSeq and is a predicted model, not a curated record. The coding region runs from base 200 to 1030 and encodes 276 amino acids.